GUUUGUAAAUAUUGAGGGUGUUGGGUUGUUCAAGAUUCUAAAACUGAAUUUCACGCGUGUUUUAAUGCAGAUCAAUAAUGUGCCGUAUUUAGUUAAGUGGAACUAGCAAUGUAGGGACAAGAAAUGAAUGCUGCAAAUAUGAGCGCGCACAUAAUGUGUUUGACGUCCGGCGGUGGACUACCUUUGUUUUCAAGGAAAAAAGGAGAGGGUGAACCUCUUCCGUUUCCAGUUGUGGCCUCACUAAAUGGUGUUCAUAUGUUUGCAAAAUGCCACAAAAUGAUGCUUCAGAGUACCUCUUCAUCAGACAUGACAGUUGUGUGGCAUGAAGUAGAGGAAAGUGUCAUCCUCAUAGCAGCAGCACAUGGUGCAACUGAAGAUCUCUUACAGAAAUUGCUUUCCCUGGUGCAUAGUACAAUGAUUUUUACAGUUGGCGCAGAGGAGAUAAAGUCACCACGUAAUAUUGAAAGACUGAAGAAGGACCUGAGGGUAUGCUACCCCAUUCUGGACAAAUUACUGAAUGGAUUGGAGGGUGGGGCUGAUUUAUUAGGCCUCCAUGAGGUUAUUCUUUGUCCAGAGAAUCAACUACUCCAGGGAAUUUUAGAUGCCUUCUGUGAGUGUGUCGGUUCCUCCUAUGGAGUUCUCAUGAUUCGUGGUUGUGUGUCAGUUGCCACAUCCAGUUGGUGGUCAUUGGCACCAGUAGAAAGGCAGUUGCUGGUUCUUCUGCUGCAGUGUGGUAAUGAACAUACUGUGGCUCAUGAUGUUCCAGUCUUCCUGCCAGUUAAAAGUCCACAUGUUGCCUAUCGUGUUGUGUCCUGUCUCUUGACGUCUGAUGUGGAGGUGUGUGUGCUGUGUGGACCAACUCCAGGCCUCAGUGAGGUUGAGCGCGCAGCUGCACAGUGCUGGAGGAGUGCCAUUGACUUGUUGCGCAAUACUCAACAGUCCUUUUCUUUUGAUUCUGGAGUUGCUGGUGUUCUAUUAGUUGAUCUGGAAAUGGGAAAGUUCAUGUUGAAUCGCACACCUGGAAUGAAGCGUAUGGAUAUGCUGCGUACAUUCUAUCAGCAUACUGUGAGCUCUAGUGUUUCUCAUGCUUUGGAGAGUUACUGGUGUUCAGAAUAUCAUAAAUGUCACUCAUUGCGAUCUGGUAACAACUUACUUUGUGUUAUGUACUCGGCAACUGUCCCAAAUGUCACCAUGAGGAUUCUAUCCAAGAAAAUUCUGAAAAUGAUUCUAUCGGACAAGCAACUAUGCUGUGCAUCCAACCCAUUUUCAUAUGCCUCCCUUCUACUUCCACUUAAGAAAGGACAGGUAGGCCUACUACAGCAGACAAUUUCCUGAACACUUUUUUAAAAAAUUCUCUUACUUUUUUUUUUUACAACUAUUCAGUUG
Schistocerca piceifrons (Central American locust) is the source of this 1386-nucleotide messenger RNA. It is a transcript of the gene fy, whose product is annotated as protein fuzzy. The transcript has 9 exons. Bases 124 to 1335 code for a protein of 403 amino acids. Gene Ontology annotation, biological process: non-motile cilium assembly; vesicle-mediated transport. The record is from RefSeq and is a predicted model, not a curated record. Lineage: Eukaryota; Metazoa; Arthropoda; Insecta; Orthoptera; Acrididae.